AUGGGAGAAAUGUAUGAUUUCGCAAAGAACUUAGCACAUGACCAUGCUCAGGUGAUACCAAUCUCACUUUUUGUGGCGGUUCUCUGUGUUUGCUUGGUCGUCGGACACUUGUUCGAGGAAAACCGAUGGGUUAAUGAAUCCAUCACCGCCAUUUUCAUCGGAUUUCUAACCGGAACCAUAAUCUUGCUGGUGAGCAAGGGGGAAAGUUCUCGCAUUCUGACAUUUAGUGAAGAGUUGUUCUUUAUUUAUCUCCUGCCGCCUAUUAUAUUUAAUGCAGGGUUUCAGGUCAAGAAGAAACAGUUCUUUCAAAAUUUCUUAACCAUCAUGUUGUUUGGGGUGAUUGGCGUUUUCAUUUCGACGUUAGUCAUAACAGCUGGUGCCUGGUUCCUAUUUCCUAAGUUGGGUUUCCUUGGCCUGAGUGCACGAGACUAUCUCGUUGUAGGAACAAUAUUUUCAUCAACUGAUACAGUCUGUACGCUGCAGGUUCUACAUCAAGACGAAACACCUUUACUGUACAGCUUAGUCUUUGGGGAAGGAGUGGUGAAUGAUGCAACAUCAGUUGUUCUAUUCAAUGCAGUUCAGAAGAUUAAUGUUAAUAAACUCAAUAGCAAGAUUGGACUGCGUGUCAUUGGAGAUUUCCUUUACCUGUUCUCAACAAGCACUGCGCUUGGAGUUGCAUUCGGACUUAUGACAGCAUAUUCACUUAAAACCUUAAGCUUUGGAAGGCAUUCAAGCAUUCGGGAGAUUUCUUUAGUGGUUCUGAUGGCAUAUCUGUCUUACAUGGUGGCUGAGCUUUUAGACCUGAGUGGAAUUCUCACAGUUUUCUUUUGUGGGAUUGUCAUGUCACACUAUGCCUGGCAUAAUAUCACUGAAAGUUCAAGAAUCACAACCAGGCAUGUGUUCGCGAUGAUGUCGUUUAUUGCAGAAACAUUCAUAUUUCUGUAUGUUGGAAUGGAUGCUCUUGACAUUGAGAAGUGGAGGUUAACUAAGUUGAGUUUUGGGGCUUCAAUGGGCAUCUAUAGUACGACACUUUUACUAAUAUUGCUUGGACGUGCUGCAUUUGUAUUCCCUCUCGCUGCUUUCUCCAAUUACAUGAAUAGACGAGCCUCAAGAAGAAGUUCACUCGCACUCAAACACCAAGUAAUCAUAUGGUGGGCUGGGCUAAUAAGAGGAGCUGUGUCCAUUGCUUUGGCUUUCAAACAGUUCACAAGGUCUGGUGUCACAUUGGAUCCAACGAAUGCCAUGAUGAUAACAAAUACAAUAAUAGUCGUCCUCUUCAGUACUGUGGUCUUUGGCUUUCUGACAAAGCCUCUUAUAAAUUAUCUGCUUCCCCAUGCUGGAGCAAUCCCCAUCAGUCGCAAAGAGUCAAAGGACGUCGGGGAGGAUAUGAAUCUGCCCUUGCUCUCAUUCGAUGAAUCAGCUGCUACCAAUAUAAGUCGCGCAAAGGAUAACUUGUCUAUGUUGAUGGAGAGGCCUGUGUACACAAUACAUUCCUACUGGAGAAGGUUCGAUGACGCCUAUAUGAGACCUCUAUUUGGCGGGCCAGUAAGUGACCAGUCUACAUGUUAG
Argentina anserina (silverweed cinquefoil) is the source of this 1569-nucleotide messenger RNA. Its product is annotated as sodium/hydrogen exchanger 4. Gene Ontology annotation, molecular function: sodium:proton antiporter activity; potassium:proton antiporter activity. NCBI's taxonomy places the organism in Eukaryota, Viridiplantae, Streptophyta, Magnoliopsida, Rosales, Rosaceae. Gene Ontology annotation, biological process: potassium ion transmembrane transport; proton transmembrane transport; sodium ion import across plasma membrane. Bases 1 to 1569 code for a protein of 522 amino acids. The record is from RefSeq and is a predicted model, not a curated record. Gene Ontology annotation, cellular component: plasma membrane. The transcript is spliced from 14 exons.